This is a messenger RNA of Carassius carassius (crucian carp), 2785 nucleotides long. RefSeq lists its product as uncharacterized. The coding region runs from base 123 to 1112 and encodes 329 amino acids. Lineage: Eukaryota; Metazoa; Chordata; Actinopteri; Cypriniformes; Cyprinidae. The transcript is spliced from 6 exons. The record is from RefSeq and is a predicted model, not a curated record. Gene Ontology annotation, biological process: protein localization to cell surface; synaptic transmission, cholinergic. Gene Ontology annotation, cellular component: intracellular membrane-bounded organelle; neuronal cell body; neuron projection.
UGAGCUGUAAUUCCACCCCAGUCCUGUAGAGGGCAGUAAUCUCGCGAGAUUUCCCCUGUCCCUCAAACGCACAAACCGAGGAAGACGUUUGAUCAACGGUGAAGGGGGACUCGCCCUCGUUUAUGCGAUUGAACCGAAUUAAUUCUCGAGCAGACAUGGUGCUGUCGUCCUCGCAGCAGCUCGUCAUGGCGUUCACCGCGGUGCUGCUGGUGUUCGUGCUGUUCCCGCGCAUGUUCGGCGGCAGAGACGGUCAAUCGUUCGAGCCGCGGUCCAGCAGGAGAGGUCCUGGUCCCGGGGUCGGUCCUGGAAGUGUGAAGAGUCAGCAUCAGUUUCACAGGAGUGCAGCACCACAGAUGUCUCAGAGCGUGGAGAACAUGCAGCAGAUGAAGAAACUCAUGGAGCAGGAGCUGAAAAGUGACAAAUUCAAAUCUAACAGCAAUAAGGGCUACGUCUUCACCCUCAUGCCCAUCUACGCCAUCGGUGUUGGGCUCUUCGCCGCGUAUAAGUUUCUAAAGAUUAAAUCUUCAAGCGAUUCUGAAGCUCAGAAAGCCAAAACAGCUCAAGGAGUGAAGAAAUCAGCGGAGACCGAGAGUCAGCUGAACGAGCUGGAGCAGAGACUCACUCAAACCGAGAAGAUGCUCAACUCCAUCCUGACACAGCUGGACCCGCUCACCAACUGUGUGAAGUCUGUUGCAAUGGAGCAGAAGAACGAGAUCAUGUCGCAGCUGCACUGCAUUCGGCAGAUAAUGAAGAAGAGAGGCAUGGAGUGUCCGAGCAUCAGGAUAGAAGAGCCGACAUGUGAGCGCAAUCUAGACGAACUCAUCGAGACUUUGGCCGCAUCCGAAAGGCUUCCAGAAACUCGUCAGGAAUCACAAACACAAGCUGAAAUACAGCCACGUGAUCCCCGAGAGCUCACGCCUGAGUCUGAUGGAGAGGAAGAGCUGGAGGAAGACGAGGAUGAGGAGAACAAGUUCACAGAGGGAAGCGAGAGUGACUCUAGUAUGCCGUCCCUCGAGGACUCGGCCGACGUCAGUGGAGAUGAUGUUACAGUCGCUCAGAAACUUCCAGAAGAUCUGACGGCUGGAUUACGAAAACGCAACAGGCCUGAGUAACGGUGGCACGAAUCCGACGCAAAUCUAUUGAUGUAUUUAUUUAUUUAUUUCAUUGUAAUGAACACUACGCCAGCGUCUACAUAUUAUACUGUUAACAUGACAUCACAUUUACACUAAAAAUGCCAAAUGUUCUCUUAUAUAUAUUUUAUUCGAUCAAAAAUACUAUAAAAAUAGUGAAAUAUUAAUACAGUUUAAAAUAGCUGUUUUCCAUGUGAAUGUAUUCUGAAAUGUAUUUUAUUCCUGUGACGCAAAGCUGAAUUUUCAUCAUCAUUACUCCUUCAGUCUUCAGUUUCCUUGAUGUUUUUUUUGUGGAAACUUAUGUAUUUUAUUUUUUCGAUAGAACAGCAUUUAUUUGAAAUAUAAUUUUUAUAACAUUAGAAAACUCUUUACUGUCACUUUAGAACUAUUUAAUGCAUUAAUGCAAUACUUUCGCAUGGUUGCGUAUCACAGUUUACCCACGAAUAUUAAUCAGCAGAAAUUCAGCUUUAUUAUCAGCGUAAUAAAUUACAGUUUAAAAUCUAUUCAAACUGAAACCUGUUAUUUUACAUUCUAAAAAUAUUUCAGAUUAUUACCGUUUUUACUGCAUUUCUAUAUCAAAUUAUUAAUGAGUGACAUUAAUUUAAAGAAGAUGUAAUAACUUGCUCCGCCUCUAAAACGAGGUUUCUUUUUACUGACAUCAUCGAGGCCAGCUGGAUGGGGAAAAUAGCAUCCACAAACUGUUUAGUCAUUGCUUUAGGAAUCAGCCUUUCUGAACUCUUUACAUCAGUUAACACAAAUGUAAUGUUAGGUUAAUGCACUGAUAGCAAAUAAUAAUGUGUGAAAAUGUCACUAUGGAAUAUCGUUUCGCUUUGACUUUUAAGCGUUCUCUGGAUUUCUUUUAGUUUGAGUCAGUCAUAAUCACAUGUAUGUCAGUGUGUAUCUGCAGAAGUGGCUUCCUUUCCCUCGAUGAUGCAGUGAGGCUAAAGGAAUGGAUCCAAGGCAGCUCGUGAUGUUUUGUGGAUGGUUUGUCAUUUGCAUGUUUGCUGUGGCCUGCGGAGGAGGUUUCGCACAGCUGCAUGUGUCUGGUUUGACAAUCACAUGCUUUAAAGCUUUCCAAAUGUGAGGACCUGAAACAGGAUGUUCUUAGAGAGACGUUACAGCUCUGAGCUUUAUUUAUUACAUUUUUUUUUUACUUGAAUCGAAUACCAAACCCUAAAUGUGAGAAGACGUUUAUGCACGUUGUUGCUCUCUGUGCCACAUUUCAGAUCGAAUGUUUUUAUAAAUCUGCUUUUCAAAGCUUCAUUUUAGAGAUUUGUGUUACGUCUUUUAUGAUACGUUUUCAUUAUUUUGCCAAUCAUAUUCUGAGAAUAAUUCAAGAAAAAAAAAUAGUAGUUGUGAUUCCUAAAUCAAAACGUUAUCAGUUAUAUUUAGUGACUACUAUUGCUGCUGUGUUUCGGGCAUCAUUUUAAAAACAUGCAACUGGUCCUAUUAGAGAAAUAUUUUUUGUUGCAUGUCCUUUGAAUGAUGUGAUUUAGCAUUGGAAGAUGUGGUAUGAAAUUGGCAUGUAAUCAGACUCUAUACUUCCUGUGUUCAUUGUUUUUGCCUUGUAUGUGGUGUGCAGUUUAGAUGAAUAUAUUAUGAACAACUGUUGAAAGCCUUAAAUAAAUUCCAAAUACAUGUUGUACAUGUUAUAA